AGGAAUAGAGUUUGAUAUCAUGAUGUUUUAGCUGCAUGCAACUACAUUUAGUACAAGCUCUCCCUCGACGUCCCUCAUUUUUUCCCUUAUUUCAAGCACUCUCACGAAGCGAGAUAUUCUUGUCUUGUUACAGUACGGCAUUCAGAGCCAGAAGUUGUUGUGCUUUGCCAAAUAAAAGAAGAAGAAGAAGAACAAAUCAAGUAAAAAUCCAUGAGCCGGCUUUUGUAAGCUGACUGCCUUUUAUUUCUACCUGUACAUCACACUGUAGGCGGUUGUAGUAUUAAGUACUUCUUCUAGCGACAUGAAUCCCAUCCGGUUUUUGCAGGUCAACUCAUACGGCAGCAGCCCGUGGGGCAAGGGUAUCCACUGCAAAUAUCGAUCUGGGUCUAGAAAGUUGCAAUGCGGGACUGUGAGCAAUGAUAGGCGCGCUCUUGCAAAAAUACGCAUGAUCCAACAAGCAUGACCAACUUGGGAGCUGCUAUAAAUAGGCUGUGUCUAUGAAUCAUUCCGCAUGUUGUUGCAGGCAAAGCAUGUUCUUGCAUGGCCCAACCAAGAGAAAAAUUUCUUCGUACUUCUCAGGAGGCGCCAUUGCUCAUUCGAUCCGUUCACUCGUUGAUUCCUGUGCAACAACAUGCAUCAGAGAGUCUGGUAUGUCAUGGCAGCCGCAAUGUUAGCAUAUAUGACCAGCUCUAGUACAACUUUCAGGGCCCAGAAAUAGCAAAUAUUUGCGAUCCAUAAGUGGCUGCCCGGCGGUGUGCAUGCACCUGGAGCAGGCGGUGCACCACAACGUAACGGAUGCGCAGAAGCUGCAGAUGGCGCAGGAGUACCUCGCUGGAGGGGCGGGCGGGUGCAAGGAAGUGGCCUUCAUCACGCUGCGGGCCGGGAAAAACUUCCAUUUCCAGGUGUUCGACGCGACGGGGGAGCUAAAGAUGCCCCUGCACGAAAGGAGCAUCAUCGCCGCGGCGCACACGUAUAAAUGAUUUUUGAUUUUAUUGCCUUUUCAUGCACCACGCCACGACAACAAAAAUGAUAAACAUUGUUCUUCCGCCACAGCCCUAGUUGUACUCAGCAUCUUUUCUCCCACAAGAAAUUAUGCAUGCUGUUCCUCCAUGGUUGUUCAGGUUUUGCCAUGAGCUGUCGUGCGUGUUCAGUGUAGUUUGAUACGGUAUUAAAGUUGCUUGUCAAAAAAUAAAAUGAUUUUAGUUCUCGUUAUCUGGUACUACGAUGAACAUCAGGAUCUACCGUGGCGUGGGGCCUAACGCCGCUGCGCCGGGGAGCAAACCAAAACCCGUGAUGAUCUUUGACACGACCGCCGGCCCGGCCACGAUGGUGGUAAAGCGCGUCGCCGUCGACCUCGGCAGCCGCAUGCUCCACCGCUACGAGAUUAAACUUCCCUGUUUGCGCGGUAGGAAAAUCCUCGAGCCCGUGACCAACCCCGAGUCGCCGCUGGGCGCCUACCUGUUCGAGUGCCUCUACUCCGUGGGAAAGUUUAAUCCGCCGGUAGUGGCGAAAGAUGACGCGGUAUCCUGAGUACUAAAAACGGCGCCCGUAGAAGUCAGUGCUUACCCCGUAGUCAAGAUCAUAGGAAAUGUGCAUAAAAAGACAAAUCGAGAGCUAAUACUGUUGGGUGGUCUACUUCCGCGUCACAAGUUUGUUUUCGCUAUGCACUGUAAGUAGUCGAGUGCCUAGCUAGUAGUAGCCCAGUAGACGCGAGGAGGACGAGGACGUCACAGAUCCAAUUGCCUUUUAUAGGCUGAUCUACGCAUUUGAUGUUCUUGACACAUAAGUUUCACGAAACACGACUUGAAAUAAAUGCGUCACAUAAUGUUGGGGCUGCGCGCGAAGAGCCUGUGGUAUGCAGGUUCGCAUGGAGUAGAUGACAUCAAACAUGGGGUAAGUACAACUAAAAAGUACAGGCGGACGUUUAUUUUCCUCAGGAUACCCUGGGCCAAAGAAGACCAAUAGGUUCGCUGCCAGGUCAGAGAUUAGGGCGGAAAACACGUUAGCGUUCAAGGGAUUGGCCAACAAGGCCGCCUCGAAAGUUGUCGAGGCAAACAGCGGAAAUAAAACAGACGACAGAGACGACGGCCCCGUGGAAAUACCGUUCUUGCCCACGGAAGGGUCAAAAAGUAACCACGCCUUGGUCCUGCUCUACGCAUCAGAGGAAGCAAUACGGAAAAUGAAAUUCGAUUGCGACAGGUACAGAGACUAUGCUGAUGAAAUGUUGACUUUAUUGAUGUUGAGCGCGCAGCACCUAUUGUUCUUUGGUACAAGAACCGUUCUUGCUGCUUUUAUUUACGAUUUAUCCGUACUACCAGCGGUCUUUCCUUUAUUUUCGAGCAUCGUCAGAGACUUUUGGAUACUAUUCUAUACUUUUGUGCGGCCUAUGGUAUGAAAAUUACCUGAACAAUCAAAUAAUAUCGUCCUGAAAAAUUAUACAAUCCCCACGACAUGAUCCUCCAGGUAUGUGAAGGAAGUGGAGGCCAAUCCAAGUACAAAGCUGAACGUGGGCUACAUCGUCGCGACUGCCCCGUCGAAAUCGGGGAAAACGGACGAGGGCGAGGACUGUACCUUCGUCACCCGGGUGUUCGACGGGAGCACGGGCGAGGAGCAGGAGGCCACCGGGUCGGUGAUGAGCACGCUGAUGCCGUUUUGGAACGAGAAGCUGCAGGAGCCGAAGCUUUUUAACUGGCAGCUGUCCCCGCGGAAAGCGCACAUCGUCGCGGAGAUUGGGCCGAACCAGGGCAAGGUGGCGGGGGACCCGGACGACGAGUUUAACGACGCGAAGGACCAGGUCCUCAUGUCGGGCGUCGUCACAGCGUGCUGGGAGGGCAUGAUCCCCGAAGAGCUCUUCAACCCAGAAGCGGUCCUCGACCAAAAAGGGAGAAGAGGAUAGAAAUUUCAGUAGUUCGCUGCACAGUACUCGAGGAAAUUAUUCACCUGCACGCCGUCGACCAUGUUGACGACCAAAAUUAAUCGAUUCUAAGGAAAAAAUUAUCGCUGUCACCUCCUGAUGCGAGGAGGGCAGCUGCUGUGAAAAGAAAUACGUAUCUUCGAUUUUGAAAUAGUACACAACAUGUUCAUAUUUCACUAUUGUUGUGUCGUAGUAUGAUUUUUAGCUUCUUCAAAAGGAGCGUUUCACUUUUAUAGUGCACGCACAGUAUAGAUAUAGUUUCUCUGGUCCCCCUUUGAUCUUUUGGUUGAUUCACUUCCAUAUCAUACCCUGACCCACACGACCCAAAGAUCACAGUCGUUUUGUUCUUUUGAUAUUUUUCUACUUCAACCCCUAAAGCAAAGGAAAAAGCUACUUUUCACAAAAAUAACUCUCGCUUCUGUUAGUAUGUAUCUUUGAUGCACAGUGCUUUUUU
Molecule: messenger RNA, 3368 nt
Organism: Amoebophrya sp. A120
Lineage: Eukaryota; Dinophyceae; Syndiniales; Amoebophryaceae
Source: the annotation of a GenBank genome assembly